This is a messenger RNA of Sinocyclocheilus anshuiensis, 2840 nucleotides long. RefSeq names its product phosphatase and actin regulator 2-like. Lineage: Eukaryota; Metazoa; Chordata; Actinopteri; Cypriniformes; Cyprinidae. Bases 531 to 2177 code for a protein of 548 amino acids. The record is from RefSeq and is a predicted model, not a curated record. Gene Ontology annotation, molecular function: actin binding. Gene Ontology annotation, biological process: actin cytoskeleton organization. The transcript has 12 exons.
AUAAAUAAAUCUUGCCUGUCCCCCCCUGACUAUUAUGUAAUUGUAUGUGAAUUUAAAGCCUAUACCCUUGUCUUUUAACACCUUAAGUAGGCCUACAUGUUUUUGUAUUUGAAAAAAAUAGAUAGAUGAUAGAUAGAAGAUAGAUAGAUAGAUAGAUAGAUAGAUAGAUAGAUCUCGCUCCCUGCAGGGAUGACUCGGAACUGCAGCUGUAAGAGUUGUGUGACCUCAAGUCUUUGUAGAUGAUUAUCAUUUUGAUGGAGGUGUUUCCGUUUCUGUCUCAUUUGCUGAUGUAGUGCAGAGGAAGGACAUACACAACUUCUGAUGAGACGCAGGGAGAAGUAGCUAGGCGACUUCGUGUUUUUGAAAGUUGAGUUCUCCUAAACAGGUGACCAGAGUUCCUCAUUACAACCGAUAAACUGACGGGUAGAGACCGAAUUUAGUAGCGUUACCUUGACAACGAGGUUACAGGACACUGAAACGAAUCUACUUUUCUUUUUUUGUAGAACUAAAAAUACAAGCAAAACAGCGGAAUGGCGGAGGAAGACAGUUUUUCAUACUUAAAGACAUUUCCCCAGGUUUUUCCUGUAUUUCGAGUUCGUUCUUUAAGUGACACUUCGGCUUUUAAAUCCAGAAUAUUGACCAGACUCCGCUCAGCCUGCUCAGUGGAGGGACUGGAAAAAUCUUCUCUGGCCAACUGUGAUGUGGUGGUGGGAAGCUCGCAGUCUCCUCAGCUGAAAGGAAAGGGGAAGCUCUCUUCUCUGGGCAAGAUCUUUAAACCUUGGAAAUGGAGAAAGAAGAGAACCAGUGAUAAGUUCCAGGACCUCUCAAAAGUUCUGGAGAGGAAAAUAUCCACCAGGCAAACUCGAGAAGAGCUCAUAAACAAAGGUGUCCUUAUUCCAGACCAAGAGACCUUGAAUGGUAAUGCAGUGCCCAGUGGAGUUACUGAAAAGGUCAAAGUAGACAUUGAAACACCAGAGCUGGUCCCAGAAGAAAAAGCAGACUUGGCGGCAGUGGCAGAGGACCCAGAAGCUAAACCUUCGACUCCUAAGAAAACUGCAGGCGCAUCCAAGAGUUCCUCUCAGGCCUCAGGACAAUCUUCUUCAUCGACCUGCUCCAAGACCCCAAAGAACAGCAACUUAGAACUAACAGCAGCGCAACCCAAGUCAGCCAAGAAAGCCGAACCUUCCAGGUCAGCACGGCCCCCUUCCAAAACCUCGUCUGAGACUGUGGAAAGCUCCUCUAAAAAGGACCAAAAGAAAAAAGAAGGGACCUCCAGUAUUGAGAAGGCUGAGGAGACCUCUCAGAAUGGGAAGGGUGCCGAUCAUCUAUUGGAGUCCUCUGUAGAGAAGGACAAAAGGCAGCCCUAUGUUAACCAAACCACAGAGGAAACGUCCUUCUCUGAAUCUUCAAAUGCACUUUCUUCAGACACUUUAGGCCAAUCUGUGAGCACAGAGAGUGAAACAGAGAAGGAGAGGGCAGUGGCAGACCAGCCACAGAGGAUUGUUGGGACUGAAGAGGGAGAGAGACGACAAAUCGUCAAUGUUGAAAGCCCACAGGUGUCCAUCAUUCCUGACUCCAUUCAAGAAAGCCAGUCCAACGACUCCGAUUCAGAUGGACCUAUACUCUACAAAGAUGAUGAAGAGGAGGAUGAGGAUGAUGAGUAUACCUCUAGCUCACUUGCCAGCAAAAUUCGCCGCAAGGACACGCUUGCCAUCAAACUUGGUAACAGGCCCAGCAAGAAGGAGCUAGAAGAGAAGAACAUUCUCCCACGGACCUCAGAGACAGAGCGUCAGGAGCUACGACAGCAGAUCGGCUCUAAACUAGUGAGACGGCUGAGCCAAAGGCCCACCACAGAAGAGCUUGAACAGCGAAAUAUUCUAAAACAGAAAAAUGAGGAAGAAGAACAAGAGGCCAAGCAGGAGAUUAAAAGAAGACUAUCCCGAAAGCUCAGCGUCCGGCCCACGGUUGCAGAACUGGUGGCACGUAGAAUUUUGCGGUUCAAUGAAUAUGUGGAGGUCACAGAAGCAAAAGACUAUGAUCGCCGUGCUGACAAGCCCUGGACCAGGUUAACCCCUGCAGACAAAGCUGCUAUACGUAAAGAACUUAAUGAAUUUAAAAGCAAAGAAAUGGAAGUCCAUGAAGAAAGCAAACAGUUUACCAGGUUUCAUCGGCCCUGAGGCGGUGCCUGGUGGUGGGGGUGCUGGACGGCCGCUAACUCCAGGCUCUCUCUUCCUGUCUCUUCGCCAUGCUUCCUGCUGGGAGGCUAACAGACUGGCUCCCUGCGGCAGCCGGCUCUUCUCUGCCGUCGGCUGCACUUUGGUUCUUGCUUUCAGCCACUAGAGGGCUACAGCGCAGCUAAAGAUGGACCUGGAAUGCCAUUGCGAUCUGAAACGGAUAGAGAGGGACCUUCAAACAAGAUGCAGCAAUGCAAUGGUUCUGACACGUUUUUCCAUAUCUGUAAUGGUUUUGCACACACUAAGGACAAGACUUGCACUCUUUUAAUUUAAAGUGUCCCUGAUAUUCUCUCAAGGUUGAGCACAGCAGUGUAAAUCAUUGAAGCGCGUUCAGUGACUCAUCAGUGGCUUGCUUUGUUGCUGCAUGCAUCUCUGAGGAUUUUUUUUGUUUUGUUUUGUAUAUAUUACAUAUUUCUUGCAGCAUUCAUGCAGAGUCCAGUAAUAUCGAUGAAUAUCCAUGCAUGUGAAAAAACAUUUUAUGACUCAUGUAUCUGGUUCAAUGUAUAUUACAUGGAUAUUCAGGUCCAUUUGGGCAUCAUGAUGUCCAGGUUUAUUACUGCCAUUAUUCCUCUGUAUCCAGAUUAAUACGUCCUCAAUAUAAUGUAU